Messenger RNA from Neofelis nebulosa (Clouded leopard), 3936 nucleotides. It is a transcript of the gene EPS8, whose product is annotated as epidermal growth factor receptor pathway substrate 8. The transcript has 21 exons. NCBI's taxonomy places the organism in Eukaryota, Metazoa, Chordata, Mammalia, Carnivora, Felidae. The record is from RefSeq and is a predicted model, not a curated record. Gene Ontology annotation, biological process: positive regulation of ruffle assembly; Rho protein signal transduction; regulation of Rho protein signal transduction. The coding region runs from base 306 to 2771 and encodes 821 amino acids. Gene Ontology annotation, molecular function: actin binding. Gene Ontology annotation, cellular component: ruffle membrane; plasma membrane; vesicle.
UUUGCACCAUUUACAGCUUUACUUUAGCACCUUAGGGAAGAGUUGGAAAUGAAGUGGUUGUGUUUCUUACUUAACAAGAAGAGGAAGUCUUAGUUAACGCCCUAGAGAAACCAGAGGAGAAACUUUGUUCACUAUAGUAAAAUGCCGAAACUGAAGCUUAGAGUCCCACCCUUUCUGUUGAUAUGCCGAAGGUCACUUGGCACCCAGAGUGAGCUGAGAGGAAUGUCCUCUCAAUAUUGCCUGGCGGAUCGCUUAGGGGAGUCUUGCUUGGAUUGUGUGGGUAGAACAGAGGAGUGAAAACCACAAUGAAUGGUCAUAUUUCUAAUCAUCCCAGUGGCUUUGGAAUGUAUCCAUCUCAAAUGAAUGGCUACGGAUCAUCACCCACCUUUUCCCAAAUGGACAGAGAACACGGUUCAAGAACAAGUGCAAAGGCCCUGUAUGAGCAAAGGAAGAGUUAUGCCCGGGACAGUGUCAGCAGCGUGUCUGACACAUCCCAAUACCGUGUUGAGCACUUGACUACCUUUGUUCUGGAUCGGAAAGAUGCAAUGAUAACUGUGGAUGAUGGAAUAAGGAAGCUGAAAUUGCUUGAUGCCAAGGGCAAAGUGUGGACUCAAGAUAUGAUUCUUCAAGUGGAUGACAGAGCUGUGAGCCUGAUUGACUUAGAAUCAAAGAAUGAACUAGAGAAUUUUCCUUUAAACACAAUCCAGCACUGCCAAGCUGUGAUGCAUUCCUGUAACUAUGAUUCAGUUCUUGCCCUGGUGUGCAAAGAGCCAACUCAGAACAAGCCAGAUCUUCAUCUUUUCCAAUGUGAUGAGAUUAAGGCAAACCUCAUUAGUGAAGACAUUGAAAGUGCAAUCAGUGACAGUAAAGGAGGGAAACAGAAGAGGCGGCCCGAAGCCCUGAGGAUGAUUUCAAAAGCAGACCCUGGUAUACCGCCUCCACCAAGAGCUCCUGCCCCAGUGCCCCCUGGGACUGUUACCCAGGUGGAUGUUAGAAGUCGGGUGGCAGCCUGGUCUGCGUGGGCAGCUGACCAGGGGGACUUUGAGAAGCCAAGGCAGUAUCAUGAGCAGGAAGAAACGCCUGAGAUGAUGGCGGCCCGAAUUGACAGAGAUGUGCAAAUAUUAAACCACAUUUUGGAUGAUAUUGAAUUUUUUAUCACAAAACUCCAAAAAGCAGCUGAAGCAUUUUCUGAGCUUUCUAAAAGGAAGAAGACUAAGAAAGGUAAAAAGAAAGGGCCAGGAGAGGGCGUUUUAACUCUGCGGGCAAAACCUCCUCCUCCUGAUGAAUUUAUUGACUGUUUACAAAAGUUUAAACAUGGAUUUAACCUUCUGGCCAAACUGAAGUCUCAUAUCCAGAAUCCGAGUGCUGCAGAUUUGGUUCAUUUUUUAUUUACUCCAUUAAAUAUGGUGGUGCAGGCAACAGGAGGUCCUGAACUAGCCAGUUCAGUACUCAGCCCCCUGUUGACUAAGGACACAAUUGAUUUCUUAAAUUAUACUGUCAACGCUGAUGAAAGGCAGCUUUGGGUGUCACUGGGAGAAACUUGGAUGAAAGCCAGAGCAGAGUGGCCAAAAGAACAAUUUAUUCCACCAUAUGUUCCACGGUUCCGCAACGGUUGGGAGCCCCCAAUGCUGAACUUCAUGGGAGCACCGAUGGAACAAGAUCUUUAUCAGCUGGCCGAGUCUGUGGCAAAUGUAGCAGAACAUCAGCGCAAACAAGAGACAAAAAGAUUAUCCACAGAGCAGUCCAGUGUAUCAGAGUAUCCUCCACCUGAUGGGUAUGCGUUCAAUAACAUGUACACAAGAAUGCCCCAUCUGGACCAAGGGGAAGCUGCUGUGGCUUUUAAGCCAACUCCUAAUCUCCACGUAGAUAGAAAUUAUGAUCUACUGAAAGCACAACCCAAGAAGUAUGCCAAAUCCAAGUAUGACUUUGUGGCAAGGAACAACAGUGAGCUCUCAGUUCUAAAAGAUGAUAUUUUAGAGAUCCUUGAUGAUAGAAAACAAUGGUGGAAGGUUCGAAAUGCAAGUGGAGACUCUGGAUUUGUGCCAAAUAACAUUUUGGAUAUAGUGAGACCUCCAGAAUCUGGAUUAGGGCGUGCUGAUCCACCAUACACGCAUACCAUACAGAAACAAAGGAUGGAAUAUGGUCCAAGACCAACGGAUACUCCCUCUGCUCCAUCGCCUCCUCCAACACCUGCUCCUGUUCCUGUACCCCUUCCUCCUUCUACUCCAGCACCUGUUUCUGUGCCAAAGGUCCCAGCAAAUGUGACCCGUCAGAACAGCAGCUCCAGUGACAGUGGUGGUAGUAUUGUGCGAGAUAACCAGAAACACAAACAACUUCCGGUCGACCGAAGGAAAUCUCAGAUGGAGGAAGUGCAGGACGAGCUCAUCCACAGACUCACCAUUGGCCGGAGUGCCGCGCAGAAGAGGUUCCACGUGCCACGGCAGAACGUGCCAGUUGUCAAUAUCACUUAUGACUCCACACCAGAAGACGUGAAGACGUGGUUACAGUCAAAGGGGUUCAGCCCUGUGACUGUCAAUAGUCUUGGAGUAUUAAACGGGGCACAGCUUUUCUCUCUCAAUAAAGAUGAACUGAAGACAGUCUGCCCUGAAGGGUCCAGAGUCUUUAGCCAAAUCACUGUACAAAAAGCUGCGCUAGAGGAUAACAGCGGCAGCUCCGAGUUGCAAGAAAUCAUGCGAAGACGACAGGAAAAAAUCAGUGCUGCUGCUAGUGAUUCGGGAGUGGAAUCUUUUGAUGAGGGGAGCAGUCACUAAUUUGUUUUUAACUCCAUUGAAAUGUUUGGCAUUACUCCAAUGUGCUUUGUUUUAAGAAGCCAUGAAGGGAAUGUCAGAUCCUUAUUUCUUGGAAUACUUAAUUUAUCACCAUAAAGAAACAAUGCAAACAUAAGAAAUCAGAGGACUUGUUUCCUGGCCUAUUAUUUUUAUUAAAACUGAAUAAUUUUAAUAGAUGUUCUGCCCUUGGGAAAUAUUUUGCCUACUUUACCAAGGUCAGGUUUCCUUUAUUGGAUUAAUUAUUUCAUCCCCAUCUCAGUGGAUAAGGCAGCAUUUUUUUUUUUUUUGACAGUGGUGAAUUUAUUUCUUACAGCAAAACAAAGAUAUUGCCCAUGAUUUAAAAUCUGUUGAUUUCAGUUUUGUCCAUGACUCUGGUGUCUGUCAUUCAGAGUGUAGCUUACUGUAGGCUAGCCUCUGCUUACUUAGGUCUCUUCUUUGACAUACUCAAUGAUAGAAUUAUUUAGAUUUAUUUAAAGUUCUUAAUGCCAACAGUUUUUUUAAAAAAAUCAAAACAUUUAAUGAACUGUAAAAUACAACAAGGCCUUGGACAUGCAAAUAUAAACCUAUGGAACAUUCCCAAGACAUUUUAUGUAUCAUGGCUCUGUUGAUCACAACUCCUUGUAUAGCCUGUGUUUCGAUUUAGUUUAUAUUCUGCUUAUUAUCUAUAUUGUGUUCUUAUAUAUGAGAAAGCACAAGUGGAAAAGAGGUCAUAUGCCGUCAGAACGUAUCACAGGAAGUAGCCCACAUUGGUGUGCGUCACAGUAUUUUGCUAAUGAAAGCCUCAGUUCUGAAUAUUGAUAUAAGUAGUUAAAUGGAUAUUGGGGCCAUUUUAUGUGUUUAUCUGUGUCAAGUUUUUCUGGUAAUAAGAAACACUUAAUUUACACAUAUUUUAAUCCUGUGAAAGAUUCUAGAUAGAGAAAAGAAAGAUACUUAACCUUCAACAAAUGUUAUUUUUGGAAACACAAUUUUUGUCAUUAAAUGUUAUAUUAUUUCACAUAUAUAAAACAGAUGUUAUGUAAGAAUGUUGUAUAUUUUAACAUAAAUCCAUUUAGAGAGAUUAUCUAGAUUCAUUAAUUUUCAUAGUGCCUUUUUCACAUGAGUCAGCUGGAAAGUCUGCAAUAAACAGUAUUUGCUGUAUGUUAAUAAA